Molecule: messenger RNA, 1977 nt
Organism: Moneuplotes crassus
Lineage: Eukaryota; Ciliophora; Spirotrichea; Euplotida; Euplotidae
Source: the annotation of a GenBank genome assembly
AGCUGAAUAUGGGGAUUAUUCAUCCAAAUUAGUGUGGUUACAGGGCAGAUAAUACCUCUUUGAAGUGAAGAUAGUUUUUUCAGAAGUUUUAUUAAUCCAUACAGUUGUCCGUUUCAUUUUUUAUGAGUGGGAGUUAGAGACUAGAGGCUAAGUUCAAACCCUAUACUCAUCAGUACGGUCAAGGCAAACUGUUUGGCUUAUCCAGAUGCUCACUCAAUUUUGCUCUUGAGCUAUGAUGAAAUCACCAAGACCCUUAUGUAUUUUAAUUUUCUAAAAUAAUUAAUAAUAUUUUCGAAAAAAGAAAUGGAUAACAAAGUAGAAAAUGAUGCUGGAGCAAACCGUGCUCAGUAUCCAAGGCUGACUCUUAGCCCUGAAUCCAUGUUCCCAGCUGAACAAGAGAUAUUAUAAUGCUUGAGAGCUCCUCAGAUAGUGACAUCAGCAUGGAUUAUGAGCAAGAGCAGAGGACUGAUUACAGAGACCUCUGAAUCGAUAUCGAUGAAGUUAACAGAGAUAUCUCCCAAGAUAAUACUAGCAUUUGUGGGUGUAACUGUGGUGUCUUCAAUAUGUAUGAAAAUGCCUCAGAGAAGUCAUGAGAGAAAUGUAAUGGAUAUAACUUUGAAGAUCACAAUCCUGUCUACUCAAUAUCCUCCCAGAAAGGAAGGAAGAGGACUCAAGAAGAUAGAUUUCUUGUUGAUCAGAAAUUUAUGGGGGAGGGAAAUCAGGCAGUUUUUGCGAUAUUCGAUGGCCACUCUGGCUCGAGAGCUUCCCAGUACUGUAAAGAUACCCUAGUGAGCAAGCUUACUGGAAAUUAUGAACAGUUGCAUGAAAACACAUCAUCUACUAUUCAAGAAGUACUGAAGGAGAUCGAUUCCGAGUUCCUCGAUCUAGCUCAAAAGCAAAACCUUGAGGGUGGGUCAACAUGAGUUCUUGGCAUGAUAAUGAAUACCAAGCUUACAGUCGCAAAUAUUGGAGAUUCUUCAGCAUUUUUGGUUAAGAAUUCUAACGUUAUUGAGUUAACUAGUGACCAUAACUACUCUCGUUUGGAUGAAUACAGCAGAGUUACUUCCCAAAAUCUAGGAGAAUUCCUGAUCCUCAAGAAUCGUCUGAAUGGCCAGCUUGCACUUUCCAGAUCGAUAGGCGAUCUGAAGUAUAGGCCAGCAGUAACAUCAGAGGCUGAGACCCAGACUAUAACCCUCUCCUCUUUAGAUCAAUACCUCAUCCUUACAUCUGAUGGAGUGUGGUCGAAGAAAUUCAGCAAGCGAGAUGCUAUAAACUACAUCAACACAUGAAUCAAAUUUGGCAGAUCAAAGGAGGACAUCUCCCAAGGCAUCAUCGAUGAGGCCAUUCGGAGUGGCUCUCAGGAUAACAUCACUGUGGUCAUAGUGGACCUAUCCCACUACUACAGCAGCUCAGUUUGAUCAAGCUUCUCUCCGAACACUACAACUAGAUCUUUGCCAGCGAAAGAUAGCCAGGUUAUGUUGCUGGACAUGGACCAGAGGACCUCAGGGCGGAAAUCUUAUAAUUUUUGAAAGGAAGAGAUAUCUCCUCUCCAUGACCUCAUUGUUGAUAAGAAAGCACCUUCCUCCUUCUCUGAGAAGAUUGGCUCAGCAGUUUCAGGUUGGGGAAUCAGAAACGAAUCAUUUUGAAACCCAUUUACAAUAGUGAAUUCGAAUUCUGGUACUGGGGAGGGUCAACUUCACUCAAGUGUGUUUGGCGCCUCACCCACUCAGACUAUGAGCAUAGCUGGUUGUGAUGUUGCUCGAGGCAGGAAAUACCUGAGUCUGAAGGAGCAAGAAAGUUAUUACCGCCAGUGCCAAUUGUCAAAAAAGAACAAAGAGAAAAGGACUUUCGGAUUUUAGAUAAAUGUCUGUUACACUUUUCAGCCAACUACUUUGCAAAGCAGCAUAAAGCUAAAGAAUAGGUACCACAGCCAGGCUAACAGCCUGGCUGCUUCUACUUAUAAAUCGUAAGGAUAAU